Molecule: messenger RNA, 906 nt
Organism: Cetraspora pellucida
Lineage: Eukaryota; Fungi; Glomeromycota; Glomeromycetes; Diversisporales; Gigasporaceae
Source: the annotation of a GenBank genome assembly
AUGGAUGAACUAUUUGGCUUGCGUAAUCUCUUUUAUACAGGUUCCUUUCAGCAGGUGAUAAAUGAGGGUAGUAGUCGCACAUCUGUUUCAGAAAGCGCAAAGUUAGAGCGCAAAAUAUAUCUAUAUCGUGCUUACGUAGCUCAAGGCAAGCAUAAUAUUGUUAUUACCGAAAUAAAGGAUUCUGAUCCGAUAGACUUGCGCGUAGUUAAGACUCUGGCUGUAUACUUACAGUCUAAAAGUGGUAGUCAAGCUUCUGAAACAAAAAAAGAGGAAGCUCUUAAAGAACUUAAAGAGAUACUGAGUGAUGCUGCAAAUAUGUCAAAUUCAACAGUUCAAGUCAUUGCUGGUAUGGUUUAUUAUCGUGAAGGUUUAUUUGAGGACGCAUUGAAAAUCUUGGUUCGACAUAAUAGGAAUUUAGAAUGUGUAGCGUUGAUAAUCCAAAUAUAUCUACAAUUGGAUCGCUUAGAUCUUGCAAAAAGAGAGAUCGCAGCGACAAAAACUUGGGCAGAAGAUGCAAUGCUUGCACAAUUAAUAGAAGCAUGGGUUGGAUUGAGAACUGGUGGCGACAAAUAUCAAGAAGCAUAUUAUAUUUACGAAGAAAUUGCUCAAUCACCAUCAUCCAACACGGUUAAAGUGUUGAAUGGGCAAGCAGUAUGUAAUAUUCAUCUUGGUAGAUAUCCGGAAGCUGAGAGCUUAUUGUUGGAAGCAUUAAACAAAAACAACGAUGACCCAGAUACUCUUGUCAACUUAAUUGUUGUGUCUAAUUUAAUAGGGAAACCUACAGAAGUUGUCAAUCGAUAUACCACACAACUUAAAGAAACUGCACCUAAUCAUGUAUUUUUGCAAGACCUUGACCUUAAAACGAGUUUAUUUGAUCGUUCGGCGCAGAGGUUUGCACUCGCAUAG